AUGGCCUGUCGAGAUGCCAUUUCAUGGUACCAGAAGAAGAUCGGGGCCUACGACCAGCAGAUAUGGGAGAAGGCCGUGGAGCAGACCCAGAUGAAGGGCUUCAAGAACAAGCCGAAGAAAAAGGGGCACAUCCAGCCCGAUCUGAUCGACGUGGAUCUGAUCAGCGGCUCUACCUUUGCCAAAGCCAAGCCUGAAAUUCCCUGGACAUCACUGACGAGGAAAGGAAUUGUGAGAGUGGUGUUUUUCCCCUUGUUCAGCCAGUGGUGGAUACAAGUCACUUCCCAGCGAAUUUUUAUGUGGCUCUUGGUGCUCUAUGUUAUGCAAGUCGUAGCAGUGGUGCUGUACUUCAUGGUUCCUGUUGUGAGUGCCAGUGAAGUGAUGGGACCCCUGUGCCUUAUGCUGCUGCUGGGGACAGUUCACUGCCAGAUCGUGUCCACCCAGGUGAACAGACCUGCAGGGAACAACGGGCUCAGCCGGCGCCGCAGGAAGUUACGCAAACCUGUGGGUGUGGAUGGGAACAGUUGGUCUCCUCCUGACAGAACCAGCAAGGAAGAGCAGCCUGGCUCUGCAUCUCUGCUGACCAAUUUAUCCAGCCUGCUCUUCCAGAGGAGGAAUAGAAGAGUAAAGCUGGUAGCUGAGAAAGGGACAGAGACAGAAAGUGGUGUGACUGCUGAGGGUGAUGGCAUCAAACCCAGAUGGGCCAGAUCUGAGCACAGGCUGCUGCACUUCAAAGAGAAAAGUAAACUCUCUGAUGGGGAGAAGAGCCAUCAGGAUGAUGGCACCAACAGGGACGGUGUUUCUGACGAGCUGUCGAGUGAGGAGGACGCCGAGGCCACAACACAAAGGAUCCUGUUACACCACAGCAUGGAAGGGGCUUCCAGUGACAACAGCUACGAGGAGAAGAGGAGGAGGCCUCUGGUUUCUCUCAACCAGGCUGUCUCACAGGUUUUCCUUUGGUCUUGGCAGGUCAAGCAAGCCCUGAAAGGUGCCAGAGACUCUGACAGUGUUGUGGAGUCUGAACUGGAAUGCACAUUAUACAGGCAGGACCCCAGGCCGUGCCUGGGCGCGGCGCCCCGGAGCUGCAGCGUGAGCCGGCGGGACUCGGAGAGCACCCGGCGGGACUCGGAGAGCACCCGGCAGGACUCGGAGACCGAGGACAUGCUGUGGGACGAUCUCCUGCACGGCCCCGAGUGCCGCUCGUCCGGCACCAGCGACAGCGAGGAGCGCUCCGCCAGGGACUGCCGCAGGGACCUCAAGGAAGAUGUGUUCCAGCAGAACCAUCUGUUUUGGCUACAGAACACCAGCCCAGCAUCUGCCAAAGUGAGUGCUCUGAUCUGGGAAGGGAAUGACUGCAAGAAGGUGGACAUGUCCGUGCUGGAGAUCAGUGGCAUUAUCAUGAGCAGGGUUAAUGCCCACCAGCAAGGAGUGGGCUAUCAAAUGCUGGGAAACAUCAUCACCAUUGGAUUGGCCUUCCUGCCAUUCCUGUACAGACUGUUCCGCACAGAUAACCUGGAGCAGCUCUGCUCCAUUUCUCUGAUGGAGCUUCUGCACAUCUUCUGUGGAGCCCCUGCCAGCAUCCCUGUGCUCAUCCUGUCUGCCAUCAACUUUCUGGAAAGGCUGUGCUUAACCUGGAUGUUUUUCUUCAUGAUGUGUGUUGCUGAGAGAACCUACAAACAGAGGUUUUUGUUUGCCAAGCUCUUCAGUCACAUUACAUCUGCUCGGAAAGCCAGGAAAUACGAGAUCCCUCACUUCAGGCUCAAGAAGGUGGAGAACAUCAAGAUCUGGUUAUCCCUUCGCUCCUACCUGAAGAGACGAGGCCCCCAGAGGUCUGUGGAUGUUGUGGUGUCCUCAGUCUUUUUGCUGGCUCUUUCAAUUGCUUUUAUCUGCUGUGCCCAGGUUCUUAAGGGUCACAAAACCUUUCUGAGUGCAGCUUACAACUGGGAGUUCCUGAUGUGGGAGGCAGCACUGCUCCUCUUCCUGCUACGUCUGGCAUCUCUGGGCUCUGAGACCAACAAGAAGUACAGCAACAUUUCCAUCCUGCUCACUGAGCAGAUAAACUUGUACCUGAAGAUGGAGAAGAAGCCAAACAAGAAGGAGCAGCUGUCUCUGGUAAACAAUGUGCUGAAACUGUCCACAAAGCUGCUGAAGGAAUUGGACAGUCCAUUCAGGCUCUAUGGACUGACCAUGAACCCACUGAUCUACAACAUCACACGGGUUGUCAUCCUCUCUGCUGUCUCAGGAGUGAUCAGUGACCUGCUAGGAUUCAAUAUCAGGUUAUGGAAAAUUAAACCAUGAGCUGGCAGAGUAUCAACCCUGGACAUCUCCACCAGACACUGGAGAAGAGAACCAGCAGUGUGGGCAGAAAGAAGAAAACUGACAGAAAUCUGUAAUUCCAAUUUUUAAACAGAUGCCCAGUGUAUGUAUCAGAAGUUUUCUUUCUGCUUUACUGCUCUCCAGCAUCUGGAAUCAACUGGUCUCAUCAGUGAUGUCAUCCCAUGGCAUGCACAGAAAAACUGCAUUAAUGGGGCCAAAUCCUGGCAGCUGGCACUGAACCAGCAGGAACUGGUGUGGGACAUCAACCACUAAAGCCAUACAAGAGCUGCAGCUGGGGGGACACCAAUGGCUGUGACUGGGGCCAUGUUUCUGUAAAAGCUGCACUCUGGGCAUGUGACAAGGAGGGACUCAGCCCUCCUGGGCCAGUCAGCCUUCCAGUGCUUCCAGUCACUUCAGUGCUGUGAGGCUGCACUGAAAUAUUCCAGGCUGAGAGUCCUUUGCUGCACUGACGUGCCUGUGCUGAAGAGCUUUUCUUUCCUUAAAGCUCAGUGUGCUCAAGGCUUUGCCUCCAUCCUGAAGCACCCCAGGAUGCAUCAGAUGAAUUCCCUCUCCCUGCUGCCAAUCCAGCAACCCCCAAAUCCUGCUGGUGGCUUGUGCUGGGGCUGCUGCAAAGAAAUUAUCAGUAUUUUUUGAGGACAGUGGUUACAGGAGUAAAACCUUUCCACACACACGACAGGCAAAGUGUUCAUGAGCUGGAGAAUGUCUUGCCACAUCUGCUCCCUGGAAUACUCGGCUCCAUCGUGUCCUGGCUGUGGCAGCAGCUCUGCUCCAUGGUGGGAGCAGUUGUUGCAGCCCAGCACUGCAAUAGAGCCUCACCCUGAACACCUGGGGAGGAAAUCUGGGGGGAAAAAACAGCUUUGACAGAGACUUCCUCAGGUUCAUGUUUAGAAAGGUCAUGGAGAGCAAGAAAAUAUUUGAAGCAUUCUGUAACAUUUCCCUUCACUGGCUCCAGUGGCUUCUAUUUAUUAGUACUGAAAAGAGCAAAAACUGAGGAGCUUCUCAUUCCAUCACAGGAGGGUAAAAUGGCAGAAGAAUUUUUGGUAGUAAAUUGUUUACAGCUAUUUUCUGUACAAGGUAAAGUUCUGAGAUGUAAAAGGAGGUGACAGUUUUGUAUAGCAAAAUGUGCAAACAAACCUUCAGGACAAGCACUUCAUCAUUGCCAACGGUUUCUACAGCACCUGAUGAUUUUUAUACCAUCUUUUUGAACAUCUGUUACUGGAAUGAGGGGUCAAGGAAAC
Molecule: messenger RNA, 3572 nt
Organism: Cinclus cinclus
Lineage: Eukaryota; Metazoa; Chordata; Aves; Passeriformes; Cinclidae
Gene: PHTF1
Product: putative homeodomain transcription factor 1
Exons: 18
Coding region: 1-2295 (764 amino acids)
Cellular component (GO): endoplasmic reticulum
Source: RefSeq, a predicted model, not a curated record